Molecule: messenger RNA, 360 nt
Organism: Phaeodactylum tricornutum CCAP 1055/1
Lineage: Eukaryota; Bacillariophyta; Bacillariophyceae; Surirellales; Neidiaceae
Exons: 2
Coding region: 1-360 (119 amino acids)
Source: RefSeq, a predicted model, not a curated record
AUGGAGACACCGGACUCUAAAAGCGGCGCUGCAAACCAACGGCCUCAAUACCACUACUUCUACGGCAGCAUUGACGACCAAUCGCAAGUCAACCGCCGGGAAAACGCCGUGUCCGUCCCAACUGAUCAAGACUCGUUGGUAGGCGAAUCUUUGCUUCCAACCGACAAUGAGCAAGACGAUGAUCGAUCAAAAAUUGCAAAGCAGGACUUUCAGCAAAUUGUCAUGUCCAAUGUCAAUGGCGUACGGCCCAUCGACUCGAGUCGAAGCGGGCAGAGUGAUAAGAACACCCAAGGAAGAGUUGAGCUUUCGCAUGCCGUUUCCUCGGGUGGAUCGGGCACAGUACGGCGACCCAGUCUCUAA